AUGGCGGUCACCCUGGUGGCCACCCUGGAGGCCGCAGCAAUGGAGGACGCGAUGGUGGCAACAACGGCAACAGUGGCAAUGGAGGCCGUGGUGGCGGCAAUGGCGGCCGCGGUGGCGACGGCAAUGGCGGCAGCAACCAUGGCAAUGGAGGUCGUGGCAAUGGAGGCCGCAACCAAGGGCGCGGUGGCCACUCCGGUGGCACUGGUGGAUCGCGCCCGCCGCUUCGACCACGCUUACGGCGGCGAGGAGGAGCACCACUUCGCCAACCAUGCCUCCACCUCCUACCAGAUGGAUCCCUCCUGGUACAUGGAAUCGCGAGCGACCAACCACAUCACCAGAGACCUAGAGCGUCUCCACACGCGCGAUGGCUACAACGGCAAUGAUUGCGUGCAGGAUCUCCAGCAGCUGGCGUCCCUGGUGAUCACGUCGAUCACAUAUCCUAGCCUCCCCAUGCUGGGCUGUCUGCGGACAGUGGUGCUUGUUCCACCUGCUCCUGAUCGUGAGCAUCGGAUGCAAACGCGUCUUCUUGCUGGUAAAACAGUGCCCAAACAGAGGACAGAUGGUGGAGUCACCUAUUCUGCUGCUCGUGUGAUGGACGGCGAGCCUUCGUCAGUUCGUGCUGCUUUGCAGACUCCAGCGUGGAAGGCUACCAUGGAUGAAGAAUAUUCGGCAUUACAGCGCAAUCAGACCUGGCGCUUGGUACCUGCCAGGCGCGGCCUCAACAUCAUUGAUAGUCGGUGGGUCUACAAGGUCAAACACAAACCUGAUGGCUUCGUUGAUCGGUUAAAGGCGCGUCUCAUCGCCAAGAGGUUUAAACAACAUCACGGCAUUGACUACGAUGACACAUACAACCUUGUGAUCAAGCCCACUACCAUCCGUGUGGUUUCGGCACUUGCAUUCUUCCGAGGGCAGCACACCCUCGCCUCAGACCGUACUUGGCUCGCCUCGUACCAAUUCCGCGGCGCCGCUCAGACGUGGUAUUACUCCCUCGAGCAGGAUGAGGGCAGCAUGCCCCCAUGGGACCGCUUCCGCGAGCUCUGCCUUCUACGCUUCGGUCCCCUGAUUCGCGGCAGUCGCUUGGCGGAACUCGGGUGCUUGGCCUUCACCACCAUGGUGCAGGACUUCGCCGACCGCUUCCAGGCCCUCGCAUGCCAUGCGCCCGAGGUGACGGGGCAGCAGCACGCUGAGCUCUUCAUUGGCGGCCUCCCCGACCACAUCCGUGUGGAUGUGGAACUCCAGGCCCCGCGGGACCUCCAGACGGCGAUGCACUACGCGCGCGCUUUUGAGCGUCGCACCCAGGCGGUUCAGCAGGUGCCCCCGGCCCGUGGAAGACGCACCACUCCGGCCUCCACCUCCGACCGCGGCCGCCACCCGCCCCACCCCGCCCGGCUCGAACGCCGUCGACUUGGGCUCUGCUUCAACUGCGACGACCCCUACACGCCCGGCCACGUGUGCCCACGUCUCUUCUACCUGGAGACUGUCGACGCAGACGAGGCAGACGCGACACCCGAGACAGCCGCCGCGACGGUCGAGCCGGCCGAGUCAACCCCCGCGGCCGCCACGGCCUUCGUUGUCUCCCUGCACACGCUCGUCGGCAUUCGCCACGAGCGCACGAUGCUGCUGCCGGUCACGAUCCAUGGCGAGACCCUGGUGGCGUUGUUGGACACGGGCUCCACACAUAACUUCCUGCCCGCCGCCACUAUGCGCCGCCUCGAGCUCCAGCCGAUGGACGGGGAUCACCUACGCGUGACCGUGGCCAACGGUGACCGCCUUCACUGCCAUGGGUUGGCCCAGCACGUGCCCCUCACCAUCGACGACGAGCACUUCACCAUCACGUGCGCCGACAUCAAUUUGGGCUGCUUCGACUUCAUCCUUGGCGUCGACUUUCUGCGGACGCUCGGUCCCAUCCUUUGGGACUUCGACGCCCUGACGAUGACGUUCUGGCGCCAGGGCCGCCGCAUCCGUUGGGAGGGCCUCGGGGGCGCCGCUCCAGCCCCUCAGCUUCAGCUCGUCUCCGGGCACGAUGACGCCGAGCACCCCCUACUGACCCACCUCCUGCAGCAGCACGGCGACAUCUUCGAGGAGUCGCAGGCCCUGCCGCCCCCAAGAGCGUGUGACCACCGUAUCCACCUCCUGCCGGGAUCGGCACCAGUGGUAGUGCGACCGUACCGCUACCCGCAGCUGCAGAAGGACGAGCUGGAGCGUCAGUGCGCGCUCAUGCUUGCCGCGAGCAUCAUCAAGAUCUCCACGUCGCCGUUCUCGGCACUGGUGCUGCUUGUGCGCAAGUCGGAUGGCUCGUGGCGCAACGCCCUGACGCUCAAGGACAAGUUCCCGAUCCCGGUGGUCGACGAGCUGUUCGACGAGCUCCACGGGGCGCGGUUCUUCACCAAGAUCGGCCUCAGAUCAGGCUAUCAUCAGGUGCGCAUGCACCCGGAGGACAUCGCCAAGACGGCAUUUCAGACACAUCAUGGCCACUUCGAGUUCGUGACAUCGUGGGCGGAGCACCUGCAGCAUAUCGCAAUCGUCUUCAACGAGCUUCGAGCGCAACGACUUCACCUUAAGUGCUCGAAGUGCUCGUUUGGGACGACCUCGGUGGCCUACCUUGGCCACGUCAUCUCCGCCGACGGGGUGGCGAUGGAUGCAGACAAGGUGGCAGCCGUCGCCGCCUGGCCGACGCCUCACUCCCCGCGCACCCUACGUGGGUUCCUGGGCCUCGCCGGAUACUACCGGAAGUUCAUCCGGGAUUUUGGCCUCAUCGCCUCGCCGCUCACGCGCCUGCUGCGGCACAAUGCCUUCGCUUGGGACAAUGAGGCUACCGCUGCCUUCGAGGCCCUUAAGGGGGCCCUCACGACGGGCCCCGUGCUCCAGAUGCCGGACUUCGACAGGCCGUUCAUCAUCGACUGCGAUGCCUCGGGAGCGGGGUUCGGUGCCGUCCUACACCAGGGCGACGGGCCGCUCGCCUACUUCAGCCGGCCGUUCGCUGCACGUCACCUCAAGCUCGCGGCGUACGAGCAGGAACUCAUUGGCUUGCGGCUGUCGACGGUGCGACAACACCAGUGGAUCAGCAAGCUCUUCGGCUUCGACUUCACGGUGGAGUACCACCCUGGGCGCCUCAACACCGUGGCCGACACCCUGUCUCGCCGCGACGCCGAGCCUGACACUGCCGAGGGCGCCUCGGAGGGGCGGCUGCUAUGCAUCCGCUCGGGACCCUCGUUCGCCCUCUUCGACCUCAUCCGUCAGGCUACCACGACCGUGCUAGAUGCCCAGCUUCUGCGGCAGCAGCUUGACGCGGGUGAGCUGGAUGACCCAUGGCGCUUCGUCGACGGGCUCCUUCUCCAUGGGCGUCGGGUGUUCGUACCCGACCACGAUGACCUCCGUCAUCAGGUGCUGCUGCUGGCACACUCCGCGGGUCAUGAGGGUGUCUAG
This is a messenger RNA of Lolium perenne, 3426 nucleotides long. RefSeq lists its product as uncharacterized. Lineage: Eukaryota; Viridiplantae; Streptophyta; Magnoliopsida; Poales; Poaceae. The record is from RefSeq and is a predicted model, not a curated record.